AUGUCUUCAGCCGUAUACUCCGAGGCGCAGGUCGCCCAGUUUCUCAAGCACCUUGAAAUCCCUCACGAGUUCUACGUCGGCAGCGGCAGCGAGCCUAUCCUGGACCAUGCCUUUCUCACUGUGCUGCACCAGCACAUGCUCUCCACGGUGCCCUACGACAACCUGACGCUGCACUACUCGUCGCACCGAGACGUGACUCUCGACCCGCAGGCGCUGUUUGACAAGAUUGUCGGCGGCGGCCGUGGCAGGGGAGGUUAUUGCAUGGAGAGCAACUUGUUCUUUUGUUACAUGCUUCGCGCUCUCGGCUUUCAGGUGUAUCCCGUGGGAGUAAGAGUGAGACUCCGUAAGGACGGUGUUCCUCAUGGUGGAUAUCCUGGCUGGGUUCACAUCGUCAAUAUCGUGACGCUCCCGGACAACACCCGUUGGGUCCUCGACGCCUCUUUCGGCGGCGACGGCCCCACGCAGCCGAUGCCGCUGGUCGAGGGCGCCGAGUGGCGCAACAUGGGCACGCAGGACGCCCGGCUCAUCAAGGACUUUAUCCCGGGCCAGACAGAACUCACGGCGGGCCGUCGCCUGUGGAUCUACCAGUGCCGCAACGCCGCCGACCAGCCGUGGGCGAGCCUGUACGCCUUCAGCCACUCAGUCGAGUGGCUGCCCGCCGACUUUGAGGUCUCCAACUGCUACACGGGCACCAGCACGCGGAGCUUCCAGACGUCGACAGUGCUGGUGGUUAAGUUUCUACGGAGGGCCAAGGUGGGAACACCCACGGGUGAGGAGGUUUAUGGCAAGAGGAUGUUGAUCAACGAGGUGAUCAAGGAGAAUCUUGGCGGCAAGACGGUGGUGGUGAGGGAGUGUAAGAGUGAGGCGGAGAGGGUGGAGGCUUUGAAGGAGUACUUUGGAAUUGAGCUGACGGCAGAGGAGAAAGAGGCUAUCAAGGGGCAUCAGUCCGAGAUUAAGGGUGAAUAG
This is a messenger RNA of Fusarium keratoplasticum, 966 nucleotides long. RefSeq lists its product as uncharacterized. The transcript has 2 exons. The record is from RefSeq and is a predicted model, not a curated record. Bases 1 to 966 code for a protein of 321 amino acids. NCBI's taxonomy places the organism in Eukaryota, Fungi, Ascomycota, Sordariomycetes, Hypocreales, Nectriaceae. Gene Ontology annotation, molecular function: acetyltransferase activity.